Molecule: messenger RNA, 2529 nt
Organism: Emericellopsis cladophorae
Lineage: Eukaryota; Fungi; Ascomycota; Sordariomycetes; Hypocreales; Bionectriaceae
Product: H(+)/Cl(-) exchange transporter-like protein
Exons: 6
Coding region: 1-2529 (842 amino acids)
Biological process (GO): transmembrane transport; chloride transport
Cellular component (GO): membrane; Golgi apparatus; early endosome
Molecular function (GO): voltage-gated chloride channel activity
Source: RefSeq, a predicted model, not a curated record
AUGUCCGGUCUCAGCAGGGAAAACUCCUUCUCCCAACCGACGUCCCCUCUUUCAUCGCGGCGACCGAACCUCGAGCGACAUGUAUCCCUUGGAGCCGAUGAGCGGACAGCUCUGCUCGGUCGAUCGAGGUCCAGGAUACGAUUACGCAGUGACCUACGCAGUGAGACAUCCUCGCCUAAACGCGCGGGGGAUAUUGCGAGGCACGGGGUAUACACAGGUGGCCCUCAUGGCCCUCGUUCACGUCAUCACAGCCGACAUCCAUCCUGGGGCUCCAGGAUCAUUCAUGCUCUAUCCGACCGACAGCAGUCAAUUUCGGGCCCGUUCAAGGAGUCUUCCUCAUUCGCGGACGACCGCGUAUGGUACGAUCAGUUCACGAGUACAGACUGGGUUCACGAUACCAUUGCGGACUCGUACCGCGUAAAGGCGUUGCGGAGUCGCAAGGAUUUCUGGGGCCGGGUCUUGAUCAUGCUGGACGGCGUACAGGGGUGGAUACUCAGCGCUUUGUCCGGCUUCAUCAUUGCGCUUGUUGCAUAUACGGUGAGCGUUGCCGAGACUGUCGUGUUUGACUGGAAGGACGGCUACUGUGCUACGGCAUGGUAUCUCAAUGAGCAGAACUGCUGCCCGGACGGACCCUGCGAGCAAUGGAGAGACUGGGCAGAGGUGAUCAAGUCUCACCCUUUCGGUAAGGUUGGCACUGAGUACGUCAUCUACUUGCCCAUGGUGGUAGGCCUUUCCUGUGUAUCAUGCUGGAUGGCCUUGUUCACCAAGACGGUCGUGCCAUCCGCCUACCGCAUGUCUACCUUUGAUGAGAACCUAGGCGCAAGCGGGGUGCCCAUCUUGGCGGAAGACAUUCAGACCGACGAUGACGAGACCCCUCGACAGGCAGCUGUCGAGCCCGAGCCGCCCGCGCCGAUGGUCUACUAUCCCGCUGCAGGCAGCGGUGUUGCCGAAGUUCGCGUCAUUCUCAGCGGCUUCGUCCUGCACGGCUUCCUGGGCCUCAAAACCCUCUUGAUCAAGAUGUCUGCUCUGAUACUCAGCGUGUCCUCUGGGUUGAGCAUAGGCAAAGAGGGCCCCUAUGUACACAUUGCGACGUGUGUGGGCAACAUCCUCUGCCGUCUUUUCUCCAAGUACGAUCGCAACGACGCCAAAAGGCGCGAGGUCCUCUCUGCGGCGGCGGCCGCUGGUGUUACUGUUGCCUUUGGUGCUCCGUUGGGCGGUGUUCUCUUCAGUCUGGAAGAAGUCUCGUAUUUCUUCCCCGCCAAGACCUUGUUCAGGACAUUCUUCUGCUGCAUAGUGGCGGCUUUGUCCCUCAAGUUCCUGAAUCCCUAUGGCACGCACAAGAUCGUCAUGUUUGAGGUUCGGUACUACGUGGAUUGGGAGUACUUUGAACUCGUCAGCUUCAUUUUCACUGGUUUCAUCGGCGGUGCAGUCGGCGCCCUCUUCAUCAAGGCAUCCAAGCUCUGGGCUGAGAGCUUCCGGCGCGUUCGCGUCAUCAAAAAGUGGCCACUCCUCGAAGUGUUCAUCGUUUCGCUUGCGACUGCGCUGCUGAGCUACUGGAAUGUGCUCACUAAGCUGCCUGUCGCCAAGCUUCUCCUGAAUCUCGCCUCUCCGUGCGACGAUCCGAACAUCAGCAAGGAAGAGCUUGGAUUAUGUCCCAGCUCUGUGGAGGAUAUCCCCGAUAUCCUCGUCACAUUGCUUGUAGCUUUCCUGAUCAAGGGCUUCUUGACAACGAUCACAUUCGGCAUCAAAGUCCCUAGUGGUAUCUAUGUGCCGUCCAUGGUCACAGGUGGACUGCUGGGCCGCAUGAUCGGCCAUCUCGUGCAAUGGGCUGUGCUCAAGACCCCGGAUUGGCUCUCCGUGACACUUGCCGUAAUCUUGUUUGAGAUCACCGGCAGCCUCGACUAUGUGCUGCCCUUUUCGCUCAGCAUUCUUGUGGCAAAGUGGACGGCUGACGCAAUCGAGCCCAACAGCAUCUAUGAUCUUCUCACGGCAAUGAACUCGUAUCCCUUCCUCGACAACAAGCACAAGCCAGUUUUCACGGGUGAGCUGUCUGAUAUCCUGCCACGGGUGCGCCGGGAGCGAAUCAUUGAUAUUUCCAACUCACCCGUCAUUCGAGCGUCGAAGCUGCGCAGCAAAUUGGAGCUGUUGCAUCGCGCCGGUGAACUGGAUGGCGGUCUGCCACUGCUGCGCAAUGGCGUUCUCGUUGGUCUGAUCCCAGCUCCCGAUUUACAGUUUGCUCUGGAUCAGCUGGAUGACGAGGAGAGCACGCUUUGCGUAAUGGAUAGAAUUCCUCACGCGAAUCAAGAAGAGGAGAUCUUGGACGACCCGAGCGACUUUACCAAAUACAUUGACCCGGCGCCCGUAUCACUUGAUAUCAAGUCACCAAUGGAUCUGGUGUACGAAUGCUUUUCGAAGCUUGGAUUGAGAUACAUCUGUGUACUGAGAGAGGGAAAGUACGCAGGCAUGACUCACAAGAAGACAUUUGUCAAGUACAUGCGUGAGCAGCACGAGGAGGAAUACUCUAUAUGA